CCAAGUCGAAUGAGCCAGUAUCGGACGGGCACUCUGCGGUGUCACGUGCACCGUCUUUUCUCGAUUUGCGAACUGAUUUUUUUAACCAAUCCCGACGCGCGAAAAUUCUCGCCGAAACGAAGACAAAAUAAAAACGAUCAGGCGAACAGUGGAAAGGCCAGUGCGCUCUAUCACGAAUAUCGGAUUACCCUUUCUCGCGACGUCGUGAGGCAGGGAACUUGAAGAGGAGCGCAAUGUCAGCUGCGGUGAGGGAGAGAACAACGACGCACACCAGCAGAAAGAUCGUGAGUCAUGGCGGUCCUAUAUCUGGCCAGAGCCAGUCGGCAACCACGGCCAACAGCCUCGAAAACAACUUAGAUGCUCUUCUUGAGGACUUGCAGACUAGUGUCUCUAGGAGUGCCACCCCUAGCCGGGCUGGCGGGGCGCGUUCGCCUCAAGUAGAGUACCGCGUGGCUGCGAAUCCUACCAAAGUGGUUUCGUCAGUCAGAACUAUUUCGCCAACGCGAACGAUGACAACCACGACGGAAAAGUACGUGAGCAGUGGCCCGAGUGGAGCAGCCAGUGGUAUACCGGGUUUGGACUUCAUCGAUUCGGAAUUACAAAAUGUACAGCCUGGCCAAAGUAAAACGAUCGCUUACAAACAAGUGUCGUAUCAGUACAACAAGAGCCUCGAUGGAAAACCAGUUGAUUCAUGGACAGCAGACAAUGCGUUAAACACCAGUUCGAAUAUGAUCGACGAUAUUCGAGAAAGGACCUACGACGAGAGCACGCUGCAUCGCGGCACGGAACCUGUUAGCAAGUCAGUCAACAGGGAACUGGUAUACAGCGAUACAUCCACGUCCCGUUCGAAACAGGCUUCCCCUUUGCCAGGUGUCCAAAGGGAUGUCAAGUACAUUCAAGAGUCGAGCUAUCAAACGGAGCCACAGCAAACGGUGACGACGAUGCACACAAGUGCCGCGCAAGAAUACGGAAGCAUGGAAUAUGUACCAGUCCCAUCGCCAACGCCAGCGAUACCGAUCAACCUGGCACCGGGACCGAACACAAAAGUAACGACCACCAUUAAAACGUACACGUACGAACUACCGGGACCGCCUGAAACCUAUCUACCAGGUGGCAACGUGCCAGGUUCAGUUGUUCUGCCAGGCGAUCAGACUAUCACGUACACGAUACCAAAAGGCACCACGACUACGGACAAAACGAUCAGUUAUCAAACCAUGACCGAGAACAUACCACCGAGAACGCCGACUAGAUACAGCAGUCCACCUCCUCCUUUGACAGACAUCACGAAGAAAUCUACGACGAUUCAUCAAGAGUCGAAGUUCUACCGAGAGGACCAUCUCGGUUCGCCAGGCCAACCGACGUACCGUCCGAGCUCGCCGCCUUUGGAAACCAAGACAAGAGUCACGAGAAACGAGAAGUACUAUCAGACAGACGGGAUUUAUGCGAAUGGACAUCCGCCUGGCGAUCGGACGGAUUACCCGGGAACCGCGACGGUACCAAGGUCUAUUACACCGACGCAAUCUAACAGCGCGACUAUAUACAAAUUUUCGAACACGACCACGACGAUACCGCCGAGCAAGUACCCUGAAGACCACGAGGUUCUGUUGCCAAAACCAUUUCCAACAGACGGCAUUUCUACGAGCAAGCCUGCUAAAGUGCAAACUCCGCCUAAGAAGUUGGAGGAGCUCAUGGCAUCUUUUUCUGACACGGAGCGUGAAGUACUGGACAACAUCGAGAAACGAGAAAAGGUACAAAAGAGGGAGUCGCCAGCCGUUAAGAAGGAAGUUGAUUUCAUACCUCACACACCGCCCGUAGUGCAAAGUAAAAAUGUUGCUGGACCCCCGGUUUAUUAUCCUCCGGGCGCAGCAGAAUUUACUAAGAAAGAAGAAGCUAGCGCAGCUAUGUCGCAGUCUGGCGGUGGAUGGCAAAAGGGUAAAGCAAAGUACGAAUAUGAAGCAUCUAGCAAAAGCAAAGCGAAAUCGAGCAGCGGCAAAGCGGUCGUCCCCGUUUGCCUGCCUCUCUGCUGCGCCUUGCCAUGUGUAAUUAUGUAACUUAUUUUAAUAUUACCAUAAACGUGUUAAUCGAUUAAGCAACCUAAUAGUCACGUUUUAAACGAUCGCCCGUCUGAAUUGAUCUGUCUUCCGUCACUUACGUAGGAUAAUACGCGCAGGAAAAAUAUUUUUAUAUUUAAGAAGCAGUAAACGACUUUAAGCUAAUGAUAAGCACAGUAAUAAAUAUUUUUGGAUUCUUUAUCUAUGUGAGCAAUCAUGUACAUAUAUUAUAUCGAUGAAUAAAUAUACAGGUAAAAUUUCAUAUACUUUGGAUCGACAAAAGGAAUGAUUGCUAGGAACGAGAUAUUGUAGUAUCAUAAUUGUAAGCUUUGUUACUUAUAACCGAGCUAUUUCUUCAUAUUUUUUAUUAUUAAAUUAUUUUCAAAUAUGAUACUGUUACACUUUUAUACAAGGAAUUAAAUUAUAAAACUGGUCUUCAUUUAGCACAUGUUCUUAUUUUACUACUAUAGGAAUAAAGGAUUUAUUUAUUUUUUCUUCUGUUUAUCACGAAAACACUCUUUUAUAUCUGUUCCAAAUACUUUAUUUCAGUAUACAUUAUAUUUAUACACAAGAGUUAUAUUGUUACAAAAUAAUUUGUAUCUUUGGUAGAAUCUCUUUCCCAAGUGCUUACAUCUUAAUUUUAAUUGUUGUAGCUAUUACAUAUUUAUAUAAAACAGUUUAAUUAAUGGAUAUAAAUGGAAUAAAAUUCUAUAUUAAAAACCUGCUGGAUGUUCGCGAUGUUAGGAUAAUUUUACGUUAAAUAAAUAAGUGAAAGUCAUAGGUAUAAUAAUAGGAAAUGCCUUCAAUCUCACGAUUUUAAAAACUUUUGUAACUAUGAUAUAAUACCGUGAAUUAUGGUGCUAUAAUAAUUGUAAUGAACAAAGACAUGUACGCGUAAUGCACGCUCGACAUGGAAAUGCGAGUGCGUGUAUUAUAAAGUGCAUGUAUAAAGUUUAUUCUUAAAUGUAUGUAAAAGUCGUGCCAUGUCAAUACAUAAUACACAACAUAUAUCAAACGUGUGUUGAUAAGUAACAAUAACUUCUACGCUACAAUAAAAUAUCUGUUCUUCCUA
Molecule: messenger RNA, 3123 nt
Organism: Ceratina calcarata
Lineage: Eukaryota; Metazoa; Arthropoda; Insecta; Hymenoptera; Apidae
Product: soluble scavenger receptor cysteine-rich domain-containing protein SSC5D
Exons: 11
Coding region: 234-2051 (605 amino acids)
Source: RefSeq, a predicted model, not a curated record